ACAAGGUGCAGUACUGCCGCGCCGACUGGCCGUCGCUCUGGGCGCAAAUUACGAGCGGCGUUCAGAAGACGCUGACGCCCAAGAUCGGCGUCUAUGUCUCGGGCCCCAAGACGUUGUCGCGCACUGUCGAUGCGAUGGCCAACUCGACGCUCUUCGAUGUCCACCACGAAGAGUUUGAAAUGUAAAAGCAGUUUUUAGAGAUAAACGAUGCAAAUAUUUUCAAUGAGUG
This is a messenger RNA of Saprolegnia diclina VS20, 229 nucleotides long. RefSeq lists its product as hypothetical. The transcript has a single exon. NCBI's taxonomy places the organism in Eukaryota, Oomycota, Saprolegniomycetes, Saprolegniales, Saprolegniaceae. The record is from RefSeq and is a predicted model, not a curated record. The annotation marks the transcript as partial.